CAAUGUGCUUCGUCGUUUGACAGAAUUGUUGCAUGGCGGUCUGAAAUAAACACAAGAACACAUUUCGCAAGUGAAAUUCAAUGUAAAACGCUGAAAAAUGUUAAUCACCGACAUAAAUAAUGUAAAAAUCUACAAUCUUAGUGGAGGAAAAUCGGUGCCACAAUGGCUUACAGAUCGCAAGCAGAAAAAGUCCGCGAAGAAAAAUGCGGACGCUGAUCGACAUAUAGAGCUGAUACAGGACUUCGACAUGCCCGGUGUGGCGUCGUGCAUCUCCAUCUCACCCGAUGGACAGUACAUUUUAGCAACGGGGACGUACAAACCGCGGGUGAAGUGUUUCGAAGUGAGCAAUCUGUCGUUGAAGUUUGAGCGGUGCUUCGACUCGGAGGUAGAAAAAUUUGCCAUUCUCUCCGAUGAUUAUAGCAAGCUUGCUUUUCUGCAUGCUGAUCGGUAUGUGGAGAUACAUGCGGCUGCUGGUCGACACUACCGACUGCGUAUUCCAAAAUUUGGUCGAGAUUUGACGUAUCACAAACCAACGUGUGAUCUACUAUUCGUUGGCACUUCUUCCGAGAUCUAUCGACUGAACAUGGAGAGGGGUCAGUUCUUGUUACCUUACGCGAGCCAAAGCGCUACUGCCAUUGAUAGUAUCACGAUCAAUCCGGAACAUCAGCUUAUCUGCGUCGGAUCGCAGGAUGGAACGAUCGAAGCGUGGGACUAUCGAGAUAAGAAAUGUUGCGGCACGCUUGAUGUUGCUGCAAAUCUCAAAAAUACGAACGGUGUCGCUGCUGUUACGGCUCUGCAAUUCAAAAAUGGUCUAACCUUAGCGGCCGGCACUUCCUCUGGGCAUGUAGCUCUGUUUGAUAUUCGGGCUCGCAAUCCUGUCGCGAUGAAGGAUCAUCUCAAUCAGCUACCAAUCAAAAAGAUACGCUUUCAACCGGAUCAAAAUUCGAUCUACUCGCUCGAUGCGGCUAUGUUGAAGAUUUGGGAUGAAACGUCGCUGAAGCAAAAAGCGUGCAUCGAGUCGCGUAGCAAUUUUAACGAUUUUGCCCACUUCCCCGGUAGUGGAUUAUUUAUGUUCGCACAGGAAGACAAUAAAAUGCUGCCCUACUACAUCCCUAGUGAAGGACCGGCACCAAAAUGGUGUUCGUUCCUGGACAAUUUGGUCGAAGAAAUUGCUUCCGAGUCGGUACAGAAUGUGUACGACGAUUACAAGUUUAUCACAAAGCACGAACUUGCAGAAUUGAAGCUGGACCACCUGGAGGGUACGCAAAUGCUGCGUGCAUACAUGCACGGGUUCUUCAUCAACAUUCGCUUAUACAAUAAGGCAAAAGCAGUUUCUGAUUCGUUUGCGUUCGAUGGUUUUCGUAAGGAUAAAAUUCGCAAACAAAUUGAAGCUAGCCGUCCUGCUCGCCUUCAGCUUAAGUCUGCCUUGCCAAAGGUCAACCGGGAGCUCGCUCAGCAGCUUAUACAAGAGGAACAUUUGAACAACUCGAAACGUAGCGCCGCCGCGAAGGGUUUGCUGGGAGACGAUCGUUUCAAGCAAAUGUUCGAUAAUCCCGACUUCGAGAUCGAUAAGCAGGCGGACGAUUAUCGUCUUCUCAGUGCGGUGUUGAAGCGUGCAGAUCGUGAUAAGGCAAGACGGAAGGGAAAUGUUGUCGUUACAGCACUCGACGAAGAGGAGGAAGGACAGAGCACAGAUGAUGAUUUGUUUGACGAGAAGAGCGAAAGCGAAAGCGAAAAGGAAGAGAAAAAGGAAGAUUCUGACGAGGAGAUGAAAGAAGAAGUUCCAGUUCGUGCAAAGCCGAAGGAUAAGAAAGCAAACGAACGCCGGAAUAAACCUUCCAAGGGUGUUUCACUGGCCGAGGAAGUGGAUGAAGAUGCAGACACCGGAAAAGAGGUUUCUUUGACCGUAGAAGAAGGAGCGAACUUUGACAUCAUACAACCGGCAAAGAAAAUUCAAUCUGUGUCCCUUGGUAAGCGCGUGAACAAACUAGAUCACGCAACUUCAAGCGUACUGUUCCAGAAUGGAGUUGGUAGACGAGAAAUAACGUUCACAACCACUGGUCGAUCGAAGAGCGAUAAAAAUGGGCAGGAUCGGGAACGUGCACGGUACCAUUCGGAGCUGAAAAAACAUAAAGAAGAACGUAGACAAGUUAUUCGUUCGGCCAAGGGGGUGAUCAAAAAGACGAUUAUGAAGAGACCCUAAAUACUAUUUGGAAAUGGUGCACUCAAUUGUGAACUAGUGCUACAAUAAACCGAUCCGAUCGAUGAGAUGGAAAAA
Molecule: messenger RNA, 2278 nt
Organism: Anopheles funestus (African malaria mosquito)
Lineage: Eukaryota; Metazoa; Arthropoda; Insecta; Diptera; Culicidae
Gene: l(2)34Fd
Product: nucleolar protein 10
Exons: 4
Coding region: 98-2203 (701 amino acids)
Biological process (GO): maturation of SSU-rRNA from tricistronic rRNA transcript (SSU-rRNA, 5.8S rRNA, LSU-rRNA)
Cellular component (GO): small-subunit processome; nucleus; 90S preribosome
Molecular function (GO): protein binding
Source: RefSeq, a predicted model, not a curated record